Molecule: messenger RNA, 11323 nt
Organism: Paramuricea clavata
Lineage: Eukaryota; Metazoa; Cnidaria; Anthozoa; Malacalcyonacea; Plexauridae
Source: the annotation of a GenBank genome assembly
GAUGUUUUAUAGUUGUACCCACGCAAAAAUUCCGUCAGUGACUUUAAUAUCAUUGUCAAAAUAAAUUGCGUGAUUGGUAUUAGUUUCCGUGCCCAGAACCUGUCAUCUUUAUGUAAAUUGGAUUUUGACAAAUACAAUCAAUAUAAUUCACGCAAUCAGUAAAGUUGAAAUAUAAUCAUUGGUUUUGAAAUUCCUUACAACAUAUAACCAGCAUUACGUAACAGAAAGGAUCGAGUUAAUUGCUUGAUCGUGAACUAGAGCUUCAGAUCUAGAGCUUGGUACGCCCAGCACAGAAAAUUAUUGAACUGUACACAAAAUUUAAAUAUCUAUACUCGGAGUCGACGCGAUAGUCUCGACUCUUGUGUGAGAUCAGGUGAAGCGUAUUAUAAAUUCGACCUAUUAGCCUUCUUUGUCAAUUGACUGGGAAGUACUCGCGUUUAAUCCUACCUUUGAGGGAGUUUAAAGGAAUAUUGCCGAGUCUUGAAAGUCUCGAAGAAAGGUAUGUCGCCUUCGUUGUUUUGGGGUCUUCUUAUUUUGGCAUCGGGGGGCAUUCACGCCAUGAAACCAGGCAGGUUAGACUCAUUACGACAAUAUGCUUAGGGCUUUGAAUUUCACCACAAAAUGAAAGCAAAUGUUAACUCUGCAUGGCCUGUGAUUUACCUUGCGAUAUAUCCCUAUACAGGGCAGCUCUGAAGCUUAUGUGUUGCGUAUAUCUUAAUUGUUGAUCGCUUUUUGAUACAUCGAAGUUCUUUGAAUUUUUAACAAUGUUAAUAUAUUGACUAUAAUGACUAUUGCCACAUCAUAUUAUGCUUAUCGACAACUGAGAUACAACACUAGUAAAUGUGUUGUAUUAAUCACAAUGAAUAUACCUGGAAUAUAUCAGAUCUCAUAUUCUUUAUCAUAUUGUCUAUAUCAUGAUAACGAAGUCAAAACAAUAACUUAAUCCUUGAUAUAUUAAACACAGCCACCACGGGUGUUAGCCAAGAUCCAGUGCCGGUGGUGGCUGGCGUAUAUUUAGGCUAGGGUAUAUUUUACGAUGAAUAGGUUUUACAUAGUCAACUUUUGAAUGUGCUGCUGUUAAAACUAAAAACAGCCAGUCACCUAAACUGUAUUGUCAUGCAUAUUUAUUAUAUAUCUGCUUCAUAAUUGUUCACCGUUGUAAUUUAUAUUUGCCAUGCAUACAUGGACAAUAUUUAAACGUAUUUUAUUUACUUAGUAUAUGUAACAUAAUGACUAAUUUCAAAAUUUUCAAUAUAGCAAUGGUUUCACCAAAAGUGAAAGGCAGUUACGAUUUUGUGGGGGGUCAAUCUACAUAAAAUGUUUGCUUUUUUGGUAAUGAACACGUUUCGGCAUUUUGUGAUUUUCGGCACUUGUAAUUCAAUGCAUUUAUAUGCAUUCUUACAGGUUUAGAGGUUAUGAUAAUUACUGAUUAAUACAAACUAUAAAAAUAGCAUCAAAUAAAAGCGACCUUUAUAAAACGUUUUUCCUUGUUAUGUGUAUUAAUGUUACUAUGGAUAUAUGAAGAAAAAAAAUAAUUUAAUAUAUCUUGAUUAAUUUAAAUAUAGUUCAUGCAACAUGAUCGUUUUCACAUAUCUGGGAAAAUUUAUACCUUCAUUGACUGAUAUAGAUGGGUAUACAAUUGGUAUGUUGGUGAUUUGGUAAAAAAUUUAAACACAUGUUCAGAGCAACAAACGGCAACACUUUAUUUUAGCAUUAAACUGGUUAUCAGAUCAUUGUCAUCGAGUUGUUUUUCAACGAAGAUACGUAGCCACAUAGCUAUACAAGAUUCUCUGUUUAUAAUAACAACUUCAUAUGUCUCCGAGACACCAAUAUUGGUACAUUGAAUAUUCAAAAGAUAUUAAAUUUACAAAUUAAAGAGACUAGAUUCACUAACUAUGUUUCCGAUCACGUUUAAAUCACAAUGUUGACAGAUUCUUUCAUCGCAUGAAACAUUUGCUAUAUCAACUAGUUUCAAUCUAUAGGAGCUGAAAUUCUGUGCAUAAUUUUAAAAAUUUAGUGUAUACAAAAACAAUUAUUAUCAAACGUGAGGGAACCACGAUUUAGAUAUUUUGCUUUUGGUUGAAGGGAAGACACUGUCUUUCAACAUUGGAUUUCCCGGCAUUUAAACACAUUGUUGGCGUGAUUCAUUUAAACACAUUGUUGGCAAUUAAUGAAUAAUGAUUAAUGACACAGCAGGAUCUUUCAAUCCCACCUACAUGACUACUGGUUUUAAAAUACUAUCGACUUUGCUAACAUUUUAAGCAAACAAUGCCUAAAUACCAAACAAACAGUUGAGAGAAACUACACGCGUGCCUUGGCUGAGAGAAGUCGAAACCUAUGCAUACAAUAAUACACAACAGUUGUUGAAUAUGGUGAAACAUUUCAUGAAAUUAUGUAUCCAAUAUCAACCCUAAUCCGUAAAUAUUUCUAUAGAUCACGUACAUUGCUCGAGUCAAAAACUUCCUCUCGUAAGAUAACAAUAUUAUUUAUUCAACAUAAAUAACAUUUUAAAAGUUUUUCAGUAAACAAACCUCACCAUAUCUUUAAAGUAUAUGUACAUUAUAUACAGUUUUAUAAAGUCUAAAAUUAGUCUAAAAUUAACGUAAAUUCCGAUUGUUCACGUGAGCAUGGAUAUAAUUGCGACAUUAUGUCACAAAUAAAACAGUUCUAAACUCAUUUAAAAAUCUCAUUUAAUAAUUCACGAGGAAAAUACAAAAGAAAUGAAUGUUUAAUCAAUGUUUGUAAAUCGGAUAAAGAUUUGUUCUGAUUUAUAUAAGUCUACAUAAACUUCAGCUUUAAUUUUCUCGGCUUAGACAAUGUUUAUUUUUAAAAUUACUUCGCCAAUGAACUCACAAGAUGGGUCGUUUUUUAAGCACGUUGUAUAUCAGAUAAAGAUCGGCUUCUCAUGUUUUAAAUAGUACUUAAUAAAGGAUGUAUAUAUUUGGUGACGUUCGUAUUACGUACACAAAGUUUGAAAUUUUUACGUUCUCCCUCCCCCUUGUAACGCAAUUAAGAACAGUAGAAAUGACGUCACGCAAGAAGUGAAAAUAUUUCGACUCCCACUCCAUAAUAGUGCGUGCGUAUACUAUGUGAAUCACCCCUUUACACGUCAGUGAAUGUGAAAGCGCAACCAUGAUGUGCAUCAUAUGUUGUGAUUUGAGAAUCACUCUUAAUGCUUACACACUUAAGUUAAAGUUCAUUCUUUGAGAGUGGAUCAGUAUUGAACGUUUUUGGUGUCCUUUGAAAAACCUUAAAGGUUCGAUUCCCACCGUGGCCAGGCAUAUUUUUCAAUCCUGCAUGCCCGGUGUGGAUAUACACUCAGAGUAACAUCACAAGCAUCAUAUUCACCUGAGUACAUUACACCAACACAGAAAAAUAUCUAAGCCUUAAUUCUUAAACCUUAAAUUCUAAGCGUGCAAAGCAUAAUGGGUAGCAUCGAAAUCAUAUGUGGGGCCCAUUUCUUAGAGACAUGGUAAAUAUCUCCUUACGAGAACAAUACAUUCACAAAUAGCUGCAAUAUUCAACUACUAAGCUUCAAACUUGUGCUAUCAUUAAGCUUUGCGCGCUUAGAGUAAGGUUUAAAGUUUAGAGUUUGCACACAACCUUUUAUAAAUUGGCUGCAUACAUCAGGAAGAUAAAUUGUUGACGUGUUGUUGACUGUAAGCUAUCUGAAUUUACAUAUAAAUAGGGUAAUAUUUGAACACCUAUACAUGUCAUUGCCCCUCACUGCUGCGUGGCUUACACUAUCUCACUAUCAGAGGUUUUUUGUGAUCACAGCAUGCAGGAAUUUUGCAUCGGUAAAUUAGAUAAGUUUUGAAAGAUUUGUAAGAAAUUACGGGAACCACUGAGUAUUUUGAUACAAUGCAAAACAAUAGAUACUCCGAAAAUUGAAAGCAUUUUGAAAAAUUUAUUUCGACGUUUCGACUAAACUAUAGUCAUCAUGAGGAAAUGAAUGAUCAUUUUAAAUUUUUCAAAAUGCUUUCAAUUUUCGGAGUAUCUAUUGUUUUGUAUUUUGUAAGAAAUGUUUAAGAAAAACAACAAAAACUGACAUACUGUGUUAAACAUUGAGUCAGUUCCUCAAACAUAUCUUACAAAUCGUUCCUACUGGGCCCUACUGUGAUCACAGAAACCAAGCCUUUAAAUCAUGCAGAGCUUGAAUGUGAGCCACCUUAAAGUAAUAUGAGAUGCUGCUCUGAGUGUGUCGACAUCGGGCAAAAGUUUGCUUGGCUGCAGUGAAACCCGCGGUCUUUAGUUGGCUAGUCCAACACUCUACGAGGUGAGUUACAAAAUCAUUGUUACAAUCAUAAUUAGAAUAUGAUGUUGCCUUCGAACUCUUGAACUGCUGGAUUAUAAGACUUACUGUAUAUGCUUGACUAACAGGUAGUUUUUGAAUUUUGCAUACCCGAUGUCUUGAUAUUGUACAAAACUUGCCUAUACUCCGUCUCCAGGUAUCUUUCCCAGUUAACUCAACCGAUGAACAAAACUACCAUGCUCGAAUAUAGACUAUCUCGUAAUGCUUAUAUGGCAAUGACUCCAGUGAGCUCUCAUCCCAAACUAAGACUGUAUGUUUUUUGUGUUGUAUAUUCACGGCUUCGCGUCAGCCACCUGUUUCGUAUAGGUGCACGAAGUUUUAUAUUCAGUGUUUUUGAACUCUCCUGCAGCGGUUUAGUUUGAACUGUCAGUAUGAUUUUGUAUCGCAAUUGCUUUAUCCGCUUUUUAUUAGGAAAAUUUCAUUAAAUUUAAUUAAAUAGUUUUAUUGUUUUGCCAACGUGGCUCGGAGUAACAGCAUUCAAAGUCUUCAAAUUGUUUUCAACGAGAAAAGAGCGGGAGACAUUAGUUUUAUCGCCAUAUCUUCCUUCACACCACUUCAGUUUUCGAACAGAUGUUUGUAGCCUUUAUCGGGCGACAACGCUUUCAAAUUCCGAUCUUAGGCGUGCAUAUUGAGAAGAUGUGUUAAAAUUAUUCAUGGCUAAAAAUGGAUUGAUGUAUAUUAAAAUCAUAAUAUAAAACUAUACGAGAUGGGAAUAAAACAGUUACGAUGUAAAAAUUAUUUCAAGACUAUUAGUAAGACUGCAUGCAUGGGUGAAGCUGAUGAGAGUAUAUAAAAAGAUUUUAUAAACAAAAAGAUAAGGCUACGGUAAGAAUUUAAAUUGUAUAUCAUUUAAAUGCAUGAUUAUAUCUAUUAUAGCCCAAUAUAGGAUUUUUAGUUUGCUAAUUUUUGUUUGCUAAUGGCUAUAAUGCGCACAGCCAAACAAGUAUUCGUGAGAUAAUAUCUAACAGCUUUUAAUGCGACGAAGGCCCUUCUGUAUAUGUAUAUAUGUAUAUAUAAAUAUAUAUAUAUAUGUAUAUAUAUGUAUAUAUAUGUAUAUAUAUGUAUAUAUAUAUAUUAUAUAUAUAUAUUAUAUAUAUAUAUAUAUGUAUAUAUAUAUAUAUAUAUAUAUAUAUAUAUAUAUAUAUAUAUAUAUAUAUAUAUAUAUAUAUAUAUAUAUAUAUAUAUAUAUAUAUAUAUAUAUAUAUAUAUAUAUAUAUAUAUAUAUAUAUAUAUAUAUAUAUAUAUAUAUAUAUAUAUAUAUAUAUAUAUAUAUAUAUAUAUAUUUAACAUACAUAUAAAAUAUAUAUAUUAUAUAUAUUUAGCUAUUUUAACUUUAAUUUCAACUUGGCUUCAUAGAAAGAAACCUAAAUCAGUUUCAUCUUAGUGUUAUUUAAGUUGGAAAACAUCAGAAAAACAUUUACGCCAGACAGUGACAUGCUAAAUGAACAGAACAUUUUCUUAGUCCGAAAUAAAACUUAGGUAUACAGCCUGCAGUAUAAUUCUAUAUAUGCUAACAUAAUAUGCUUACUAAACCAAACAAAUAGUCUAACUGAAAUGUAAAACUAAAAGUAAAUGAAACUUACUUCAUACGUUUCAGCCUCUAGCGUCCUUAAUAUAUGAGCUGCCGAUGAAGCCCUCCCCUAGAGGCUAAAUAUUGAUACAGUAAAAAAAUAAAGAAUUAAUAAUGUAUGUGAUUUAAAUGAAAAGUCAUUAUUGGCAUAUUGCUGAAACAUAUGGCGUUUCAUAGCACGAAAUGUGCGGCUUACGUAGCUGUAGAGUCAAGCUGUGGCCUCAAUUAAACAGCUUUAGUGAAAUAUUUUCACGUAUAGUCGUACACGCGGUUAUAUACAAGACUCAAGAAAACAUCAUUUUUGACGUAAUAUAUUAUCCAAGCUUCUGCCACGGACCAAAAGCAAUCAGAAGUUGUCGUAAAAAGGUCGAAAACCAAUUUUAUGUCUUUUUAAUUACAUAGGUUCAGAAAUAUUGUUUUCAAAGGGAAGAUAACUGCAGACAAAAUGGCGUUCAACACAGUUCAUUUUAAUCUCUUCUUAUAUAUUGUUGUUAUUGUUUCAAAUAUUUAUGCAGGUACGAAUUGUAUUAAAUGUAAUAAUUACGAUAAAAUACGAUUAUCAUUAUUCAGAACUGUGCCAGUAUAGUGCCAAUAGGCAAUAAUAACGAAGGUUUCGUUGACAGGUAUGCAACUACGUGAAAAAUACAAGGAGAAAUUUGACGUUUCGAGCGAAGGCCCCCAGCUAACUUCCACCGACGAAAGGCCUUCGCUCGAAACGUCAAAUUUCUCCUUGUGUUUUUCACGUAGUUGCAUCCCUACCAAUGAAAGCUUUGUUAUUAUUAUUAUUCAUGUUCACCUCCAGGUUUAACGUCUUCGUAAACAAACAAACAAACAAAAACAAACAAAACCAAGAAUUGCAAACAAACACACAAGUAAACAAAACAAAAACCAUAUAUACGCAACAAACAAACAAACAAACAAACAAACAAACAAACAAACAAACAAACAAACAAACAAACAAACAAAUAAACAAACAAACAAACAAACAAACAGCACACAAGUAAACAAAACAAACAUAUAUACGCAACUAAAACAAACAAACAAACAAACAAACAAACAAAUAAACAAACAAACAAACAAACAAACAGACAAACAAACAAACAAAAGAUUACUACACAAACAAACAUAUAAGUAAACAAAGCAAACAUAACAGACAAAUAAACAAACACGCUAGUAAACAAACCAGUGAAACCAACAAACAAACAAACAGACAAACAAACAAACAAAAGAUUACUACACAAACAAACAUAUAAGUAAACAAAGCAAACAUAACAGACAAAUAAACAAACACGCUAGUAAACAAACCAGUGAAACCAAACAAAAACACUUAAUAAACAAGUAACAAAAAAACAAACAAACAAACAACUAACAAGCACACAGUAAACAACACAAAGUUAAACAACACAAAAGCAAACAAAAGAAACAUUACGUUAUGUUUAGGAAAUCACACAAGUCACUUCGAAGCACAAGAAAAGUUGAUCAGCAAAAUAGUUUUAAAUUCUGACAUCAGAAAAGAAAUCUUACCCAUGGCUAACAGCUCAGCACCAGUCCUUCUGAGAAUUAAGGUUGGAAUAAGACAAAUUGCAACAGUGGUAAGAUAACAUCUCAAAAUACAAUCCAUAUAAAAUCAAUCCAUAUAUAUGUUCUAGAAAAUAUAAUUGAAACUGGUCUGAACUUUGUCAACUAUGGAUAAUCUAAUUUAAAUUUAUAUAACGUAACUUAUACUGGAACGAUGCUAUUGUUAUAUAUAUAUCACUAAUAUCAGUUCUAAACUGAGAGAAACAGUCAGGAUCAUCAGUUAUUGAUCCAGUGUUACUACAGGAGGAAACCUAAAUUAAACUAACUUUAUUUAAACUGGAUAACUCUAUCAGUUCUAAACUGUUCUCCGUAGGGUUCCAGUGGUGAGCAAAGACCACCGUGUAUUGAUCCAGUGUUACUCCAGGAAGAAAACUGAACAAAUCUAUAAACUUUAUUUAUACUGACUGGCCACCCAGUUCUAAACUCUCCCCCGUAAUUUGUUCGGAAACUAUGUUUGUUUGUACUGAAUAACUCUGUUCAGUUCUAAACUGUUCAAUAAGGACUUGCUAUAAAUGCUCCUUUCUCUUCUUACCUUACAGGACGAAGUAAAUCAAGCUCUGCGCUUGAACGUAUGGUUGCGACUAUACUGGAAUAAUCCAUACUUGACCUGGGAUCCAGCAGAUUAUGGCAAUAUCACCAGUGUUCAUCUUGACAAUGGCCUACUAUGGACACCUGAUAUUUCAAUGUAUAACAAGUGAGUGAAAAAUAGGCACAUUUGUAAUACGACCCUUGGUUUUGAGUGUACGGGAGGUGUUGAUGGGGGAUAAUGCCUUCGGGGUUCCAUUUCUGCAAUAUCCAGUUGUCUGAUUACAUUUUGCAUGCUGGAAGAGUGCUUCCAGUUUGAUUCUAUCAAACACCGCAGGUUUUCUUUGAGUACUUUGGCCAAUAAGGGAUGAUCCUUACUGGACCUCUUGGGAAAACAGUUUAGAACUGAUAGAGCUAUCCAGCAUAAAUAUAAUUAGUUUAGUUUAGGUUUCUUCCUGUAGUAACACUGGAUCAAUAAGAGAUGAUCCUUACUGGACCUCUAGGAAGAACAGUUUAGAACUGAUAGAACUAUCCAGUAUAAAUAAAGUUAGUUUAGUUUAGUUUAGGUUUCCUCCUGUAGUAACACCGGACCAAUAAGGGAUGAUACUUAUCUCUAGGGAGAACAGCUAAAAAUGUGUCAUGAUAUAGUCUUCUUAUACUCACCUUUAUAUCGUUUCUAUCAGAACUUUACUUGUACUAUUGUCUUCAUAGCAACGCUAUGUUUAACAAUAAGAUCCUUGGUUUCUAGAGCGAGCCUUGAGGAAGACAUAGACAUCUUGUAUACGAGGUUGAGUACAUCAGUCGUACUGGAUUAUGAUGGAAACUGCACGUGGUUAUCGCCGGCGACUUUACUCUCCCAAUGUAAAAUAAAUGUCCGACGGUUUCCUUUUGAUGAACAGGUAAUCCCCUUCUUGCUUUGUGAAAAGCUUCGUGAAGAAGUGUCCGUAUUAGAGAAGUGCUCGUAAUAGAAGAGUACCCUUAUUAGAGAGGUGUCCAUAUUAGAGAGGUGCCUGUGGGUCCAUGAUUUUAGAGAGGUAUCCAUCAGGUUAUAUUUGAGAUUAUUAUUAUAAUUAUUAGAAAUGUCAGUUGGUAUUUGGCUCAUGGACUUAUUCAGCUCUAAAGAUAGACGUGGACUCCGCCGGGGCUGACGUCAAAGAUUUUCUACCAAACGGAGAAUGGGAUGUCCUGGGAUACCCUAUGGAACGGUUUGUCAAACCUUAUUCUGGUAUUCCGUAUACAGAGGUCGCGUUAACGCUCCACAUUAAACGGCAACCGCUGUAUUACACGCUGAAUCUCAUCCUUCCGUGUACUGUCAUCGCUACUUUAGCUUUCUUGUCAUUUGCGCUGCCUUCAAAUCACGGGGAACGAAUUUCGCUGGUUAUCACCGUUCUGCUUGCAAUGUCUGUGUAUAUGCUCAUUGUUUCAUCGACCUUGCCGCAGACCUCUGACGCGAUGCCUGUCAUUGGGACGUAUUUUCUGUGUAUUAUUGUCGAAACAGCGCUCUGUCUGCUAGCAACCUGUUUCAUAGCAAAAAUUCGCGACCACGAAUCUGAAAUACCUAAAUGGCUUGACAAACUUGUGAAUAAACGUCUCGCACGUUUGCUUUUUAUGUCGAAUGCGAUUGAAGGCUAUGAUGAAGUCCCAAAACUUAUCAAAUUAAAUGGUCAUCCAAAGACAGUAGACAUAAGCUUAAAUGAAGUAAAGCUCUCGGAUGACACGAAAACAGCGCGAAGCAAUCAUACAACAAUGCAGAAGCUACGUGAUGAGCUCGCUGUGCUAACGAAUGAUGUUAGUAUGAGGCAGAAACGUGAAGCAAAGCAACUAAAAUGGCAAAACGUCGCGAGAGUUCUCGAUAGAUUUUUCCUGCUCUUCUUUCCAUUGAUUUUUGUUGUUGUCACAGCUGCUGUUUUUGCUUGAAAAGUUUGGAGGUUGAAACAAAAUUUCUGGAUAGUUCAGCCGAAACAAAGUGCAUUGGCGAGAUGGACUUUUUAUGGGCGUCGACUGGACGAAAGAAAAAGUGGAGAAUCACAUGUAGCAAUUAAUUGUAGCUUUCAGUGUCAGUGGGCGCAAUAGUAGUAGUUCAUUUAAACGUAGUCACGAUUGCUUUAUUGUGGCAUUUUAAAUGUCGGAAUAAGUUUUAACAAAAAGCAUUACAAAAGCACCACAUGAUAAAAUCGAAAUAAAUAAGUAGAACUUUAUUUACAUAUAGCUUAUUUAGGUUUAUUUACAAAGUAAAACUGCUAAGAAUUAAUCAUAAAAUAUUUGUAAUGCAUGGCCUUGAGAUUAUUUACAGCAAUAUCAGGUUUGAACGUGCUUUAUACAGUUGGGAAUGUGCAUUGCAAUACAAUUAUUUACUACAGAGUAUAUAUUUUAAUUAACAUAUCGUUUUAUAGUUUAUUUGACGAAACACUAUGGAGUGAAUAUUAAAAUUAAGCUUUGGUUAUGUUGGGUUUAAACUGCAAAACAGCCUGUUAAACAUUGUCAGCUAUCAAUAAGAUAUUUUGUAAGAUAUCAGCCGAUUCAAACAUAUUAGCAACACCAAGCUUAACGAUAAUAUCCACUGUAGUGUUUUAACUUUUAAACAAAAAUUUCCUAACUUGAUCAUAAAAUAAUCUCAUGACGUCAUCUGAUGGCGUGAUCAUCCUUAUGAAGUCAUCAUCUCAUGACGUCAUCACUUGAUAUCACAAAGCAGUGCAACCCCCCGGAGUAUCCAGUGAUCUGGAUUCUGAUUGGUUUUUAGUUCGACGUCAGCAAUGUACGUCAAAUCCGUCCGGCGAGGUUUCUUAUAUACGGGACAUUGGUACAUCCGGGAAUCUCGUGGCGCUGUCGAAUUGAUGGCGUAGAUAUGUAUAACCGGAAGUGGCGUGAACAACACCUUCGCGGCAGGUUCGAUAAGUUUCGAGCCUCUACGGUCCCAGCCUGCGCCGUCCAGGUAUAGGCCGUACACAUAGACUCCCUCUGUGGGAGGUUGAGAAACAUCGUCUUUGUAGAAGCGAGUUACAUCGUUGUGUAGAACAACGCAGUCUAAAGCCCAACCCUUGUGUGCUCGAGUUACUUCCUUUAAAAAAAUAUUUAUACACGAGAUAAAAACUCACGUUUGCGUGCAGUUGACGGCGCUGGUUUGUCUCAGACAAUGGACCGAUGAUUUGUUUAGGGAUUACAUUCAUUUACUCAAACCAGAAGAACGAAACAUGUCUGUGAUUAUACCUGCUUGCAUGAAGACACAAGUCUGGAGUGUUGAAACAUUGUGUGGUGAAUGCAAUUUGUUUGGCAAUUACAUUCAUUUAUUUAACCCAGGAAGCAAACAUCGUUGCUGUUUACUCAAAUUAAUUUGACAA